CGGUUCGCUGCUCCAUUUCAAUACCAGCACACAAAAGGUACUUAAUACACACUCUCAGGACGCCUAUCGGAUUCCGAAACUCGCCCGCCGCCUUACGUCCUUGUAAAUCUGAGCAUGCGCGGCGCGCGGAGCAUCACGGAUAGCUCCGUUCCGGACUACGACUCCCAUGGGACUGCAGGGCGACCGCCAGCCGGCCGCCAAUUCGCGCGGGAGCGAGAAGAUGGCGGAUGGGGCCGUAGGCAAGGACAAGUGCGGGGAGCCGCGGCUCGUGUCGUUGCCCCUGUCUCGUAUCCGGGUCAUCAUGAAGAGUUCCCCCGAAGUAUCCAGCAUCAACCAAGAGGCGCUGGUGCUCACGGCCAAGGCCACGGAGCUCUUUGUUCAGUAUCUAGCCACCUAUUCCUACAGACAUGGCAGUGGAAAAGAAAAGAAAGCACUGACUUACAGUGAUUUAGCAAAUACUGCAGAGGAAUCAGAAACUUUUCAGUUUCUUGCAGAUAUAUUACCAAAGAAGAUUUUAGCUAGUAAGUACCUGAAAAUGCUUAAAGAGAAGAGAGAAGAUGAUGAGGCGAAUGAUGACGAAAGUGACAAUGAUGAAGCCGAGUCCUAAACCAAAAAGAAGUGCUUUAGAAAUCAGCCUUCCAGGACAUUUCUGAAGCACCAUUCCUCUGAAGCAAGCAAGCACAGCACCGUGUACUUUGCUCCCUUCACAUUCCCAGAC
This is a messenger RNA of Fukomys damarensis (Damara mole-rat), 718 nucleotides long. RefSeq names its product chromatin accessibility complex subunit 1 (gene Chrac1). Gene Ontology annotation, cellular component: CHRAC; nucleus. The transcript is spliced from 3 exons. Gene Ontology annotation, molecular function: protein heterodimerization activity. NCBI's taxonomy places the organism in Eukaryota, Metazoa, Chordata, Mammalia, Rodentia, Bathyergidae. The record is from RefSeq and is a predicted model, not a curated record. Bases 167 to 607 code for a protein of 146 amino acids.